Molecule: messenger RNA, 1948 nt
Organism: Rhinichthys klamathensis goyatoka
Lineage: Eukaryota; Metazoa; Chordata; Actinopteri; Cypriniformes; Leuciscidae
Gene: mfsd8l1
Product: major facilitator superfamily domain containing 8-like 1
Exons: 12
Coding region: 328-1782 (484 amino acids)
Biological process (GO): transmembrane transport
Molecular function (GO): transmembrane transporter activity
Source: RefSeq, a predicted model, not a curated record
UCUGUUACCGUGGCUACUGUUAUUAAAAUCACUGCGUUCGAAUAAUGCACGGUAUCAUAACUGACAUGCGAUAUUCUGCUGAUUUAUGAGAGUUAUUCUCUGAUUUGCAUCUCAGCGACGCUCGCGGUGGCCGGUUCAGCCCCGUGUGGGUGAUCUUCCGUGCUGAAGUAUGCUCGUCUCUAGUCUCUAGUACGCAGUGUGCUGUGCUGUCUCUGGACUCACUGAAGUAAUUGGUCGCAGUGUCAUGAUCAUUAUGUGCCGCGGGACGCGAUGAUAAAAUGAGUCAAAGUCGCUGAGACAAGUUAUAAAUCGUGCUAAGAGGGUAAAAUGGACUAUAGACGCAAGAGGAGACUGACCUUCUUCACGAUAGGACUGAUCUUCUUACUGAGCGGCAUCGAGUACGCUGUGAUCUUGCCCACGAUAUGGCGGUAUCUGCAGACGCUGAGUGCGGCGCCGUACUUCCUUGGCCUCAGCCUAUCAGCGUUCAGCUUCAGCGGGCUCCUCGUCGGGCCUCUGUUCGGCCUCUGGUCCGACCGCACACUCGGCACCAAGAAGAUCAUCCUGUUCGCCAAUGUCUUUGAGAUUGUCGGUAAUUUCUUGUAUUUUAUGGGAUACUCCAAAUGGUUAUUGCUCGGCAGUCGUCUAGUUGCAGGUAUCGGCACUGGUGCUGGAUCCUCUAUCUUUGGCUUCUUGACUCGAAACACGGCCCCUGAGGACCGCUCGACCGUCUUCGCUGCGGUCAUGGCCUGCCGUCAGGCGGGGCUUCUCAUUGGUCCCGCGUUCAAUAUCUUUCUCCGACUCUGUGACUUCCAGGUCGGGCCUUUCACAGUGAACAAAUACACGUCCCCAGGGCUCUUUAUGUGUCUGCUGUGGAUCCUCCUUCAGUUCGUAGUGCUGUUCAUGUACUGGGACUUCACUCCCGAAGACGACAGGCGUCAGGGGAACGGAGAGGUGCGGGACGAGCUGGAGGAGGAGGAGGAGGAGGACAACGAAGAGGCCAAGCCUUUGGUUGGGCCCAAUGAGCUCACCGGGUCGUACGGGACGGUCACCAGCGUCCAGUCCAGGGCCUCUUCAGUGGCCAAUGGAGAAGUGAGUCGUUCUUCCCCUCCACCGGAGGACGUCAGCUCCAGUCCCUUCAAGAACUUCAGUGGCAGCAGAGAGUUCCUCAGAGAGGAGGUGGUUGUGCUGUUGGCAGCUCAGUUUAUCACACUGUUUAAUCAGACCGCUCUGGAGACUAUGGUGACUCCUCUGACGCAGCAGUUCUUUAACUUCGGCGAGCUGGAGAACAGCAUCAUGUACUGCAUCUGUGGCGUGGAGGUGAUCGCGGGCUUCGUGUUCGUGCGCUGGCUGAGCGGGCGUGUGGCGGAGCGGGUCGUGCUGGCCGUCGGCCUCAUCCUCUGCAACAUCUCCUGCGUCUGGUGCCUGAUCUUCCUGGCCAAUCCUCAGGGUGGAUUUGCGUGGCAGCUGGCGGAGUUCAUCAUUGGUGUUUUCCUUCAGGUCCUGGGCCUUCCUUUUGUGGCGGUUGCCCAGGUGUCGCUCUUCUCCAAAAUUACAUCACAGAAGACGCAAGGAUUCAGUCAGGGGAUCCGCCGCUCUGUGGGAGGACUGGCCACCAUCCUCGGUCCUCUCUGGGCCGGCGGGCUGACCUCUGACCUCCAUGUGAUGAUGGGGGUGAUGAUGGGUCUGCUUGUCCUGCUUACCAUCAUGAUGGUGGUGUCGUAUGAGCGUCUGGUGGAGCCUGUAACGGUGGACAGUCCGACAGGCGCUGAAUCUGAAGACUGACACAGGUGUGUGCCGUUGUUGGUGAGCAAGCUGUUUACUGACACAUUGAACUCCAAUAAAUAUUUUGGAAGCGGUCUAGGGUCGAUUCUCCGGUGACGACUGAAGAGAAUCUGCAUUUACUGCAGGAACAAAAGUAAGUGGCGGUGAAUGCAGCCUUCAGGAGUCG